AAUGAACAUCUAGGGUUUUUGUUUCAGGACUCUCGAAGCAGAGCCGCCCACAUGAGUUCAAAAUCAAAUCGCAGCCGUCCUCUGGCGGCAAAGGCGAUUCCUCCUCCGUCCACGCCGUUAUCGGAAUCCGAUUACGCCUUCACCAUAACCAGAACAGCAGUAGCGCAGAUCUGCAGUUCAAUCGGAUUCACAGCGGCAGAAGGUCCUGUUCUCGGAAUCCUAACAGACAUCGCCGUCAGGUACCUGAGAACAAUCGCUAAGUCCGCCGCGGAUUCAGCCAACUCAGCAUCCCGUACCCAGGCAAAUCUCGUCGACACAAUCGCCGCCGUGGAUGAGCUGAGUUCCGUGAGUGGAUUCCCCGGAGCAUGGAGAGCUACCGGUUGCUUUCUCAACUCCGGCGCGGUGAAGAAACUCGAUACAUUUACGGAGGAUUCCAAGGAAAUUCCAUUCGCAAAACCGUUGCCUAGGAAAAUAUUUUCAGUAGGAAGCAGAAAAGGUAUGAGAAAUGUAGGUAGUAGUAAGAUUGAGUACAUUGGAGGAGAGAAGAAGCAUAUUCCGACAUGGCUACCAGUAAUGCCGGUGAUUGAGAAUCACGAGAAGGAAACUGUUGAGAAGAGAAGAAGGGAACUUUGGGGAUAUUGUGCUAAAACUGAGGAACCAGAGAGGGAGAAGAAAGAGGAGAAAAAAACUGAUAGUGGGGAAAAGGAAAGUAAAGGACUUGAAUUGCCAUUGAAGAGAGGGAAAGUGAGGUUUAAGAUUGGUGGUGGUGGUGGGGUGUUAGGUGUGUGUAGAAGUGGUGGAAUAGGUAAGAGAGUUUUGUGUGAGAAUUGGAAUUUUGAUGAUGAAAACUCAUCAAAACAAGAGCAGCUUUGA
Molecule: messenger RNA, 873 nt
Organism: Solanum verrucosum
Lineage: Eukaryota; Viridiplantae; Streptophyta; Magnoliopsida; Solanales; Solanaceae
Exons: 1
Coding region: 52-873 (273 amino acids)
Cellular component (GO): transcription factor TFIID complex
Molecular function (GO): protein heterodimerization activity
Source: RefSeq, a predicted model, not a curated record